Molecule: messenger RNA, 1431 nt
Organism: Thalassophryne amazonica
Lineage: Eukaryota; Metazoa; Chordata; Actinopteri; Batrachoidiformes; Batrachoididae
Gene: hibch
Product: 3-hydroxyisobutyryl-CoA hydrolase
Exons: 14
Coding region: 89-1237 (382 amino acids)
Biological process (GO): L-valine catabolic process
Cellular component (GO): mitochondrion
Molecular function (GO): 3-hydroxyisobutyryl-CoA hydrolase activity
Source: RefSeq, a predicted model, not a curated record
CCAAUCAGGUAAAGCUCAGUCGCACUUUCAGGAAGAGCGAAGCAAACAACGUUAUCGGUAGCUGAUACAAUUUCACUGAAAUAAUAUAAUGUCCUUGACCGUUUUAAAGUCUUCUUCUAGACUGAAGUCCAUCUGCAGACUGCAGCGGAUUCAGGGCCACAUGAUGUCGAGUCAGGCGGAAGCAGAGGUUCUCCUGGAGAAAGUGGGGAACGCAGGUGUGAUCACCAUGAACAGGCCUAAGGUCCUAAAUGCCCUCAACCUGUCUAUGAUCAGACAGAUCUAUCCUCAGCUAAAGGAAUGGGAGGAAGAUAAUGAGACGUGCAUUGUCAUGAUAAAAGGCGUGGGAGGAAAGGCUUUUUGUGCUGGUGGAGACAUCAGAGCGGUCACAGAAGCGGGGAAGGUUGGAGGCUCUCUUGCUCAGGACUUUUUCCGUGAGGAAUACAUCCUGAAUAACGCUAUAGGAACCUGCAAGAAACCAUUUAUUGCUCUUAUUGAUGGAAUAACAAUGGGAGGGGGCGUUGGCCUGUCAGUUCACGGACAGUUUCGAGUGGCCACUGAGAAGACGUUGUUUGCCAUGCCGGAGACUGCUAUCGGUCUGUUUCCGGAUGUUGGAGGCGGCUAUUUUCUGCCACGACUCCGGGGGAAGUUGGGUCUGUUUCUGGCCUUGACCGGUUUCCGUCUCAAAGGGCGAGACGUGCAGAGAGCUGGAGUUGCCACUCACUUUGUAGAGUCGCAGAAGAUUCCCGAGCUAGAGAGGCAGCUGGUGGACUUGAAGUGUCCUCGUUCUGAAGAUGUGUUCAGAGUGCUGGAAUCUUACCAGGAUCAGAGUAGUCUGGACUCUGACAAACCUUUUGUCUUGGAAAAGCACAUGUCUGAUAUUAACAGGCUCUUCAACUCCUUCAGUGUGGAAGGCAUCGUGCACAACCUGAAGGAAGACGGCUCGGAGUUUGCCAAGAAACAAGCUGAGAUGCUGUCUAGGAUGUCGCCCACGUCACUGAAGAUCACCUUUAAGCAGCUGCAGGCCGGUGCUGCUCUGAGCCUGCAGGAUGUGCUGGUGAUGGAGUAUCGACUGAGCCAAUCCUGCAUGAGGGGCAGAGACUUUUAUGAAGGUGUACGAGCUGUUCUGGUUGACAAGGACCAGAAUCCUAAAUGGAAUCCGCCAACAGUGGAGGAGGUGACUGAGCAGAUGGUGGAGGAGUGCUUCAUGUCGCUGGGAGAGAAGGACCUGAGGUUCUGACGUGAAGAUGUUAAACUGCUGUUCUCCAUCAUCACUGUUAUUACUGAAGAUCAGACCUGGACCGCAGAGGAAGGUGGACUUUUCAAAAGAACAAACAUUUAAAGUGUGUUAAACAUUCUGGUGACAUUUCAGAGGAACAUUUCUAGAAGAGUUAGAGAAGGAAUCUGAGCUGGCAGCAGGACGGAUGGUGAUUU